Blepharisma stoltei is the source of this 1374-nucleotide messenger RNA. Lineage: Eukaryota; Ciliophora; Heterotrichea; Heterotrichida; Blepharismidae. The record is from the annotation of a GenBank genome assembly.
AUGGAUCCUCACAAAGAAAUUCUGAAGAAAAUUGAAGCACAAACCCUCAAUAUUGCCCAGCUUACAUUUGAAAAUUUACUUGAAGCAAGCUUUAAAUCAAUUACAACAUUGACUGAAAGCAUUAAAUGAAACAGAAACCAAAGACUUGAAUCUAAUGAAUAUUUAGCAGAAUCAGUUUUACAAAAACAUGAUAUCAUUGAGGAAUUAAGCAAUGUUACUAAUACUCAGCAGCGUGAAAUAGAAUCACUCCAAAAUGAUAUUGACCAAGCCGAUGAGUUGAUAUAUUACAAAACUGAAGAAAAUAAGCACAUCAACAAAAGGGUAGAUCAGCUAAGCACAGAGGUUGUUUCACUAAAGAAAAAUAAUAAAAAUAUGAAGCUAAUGGGUGCUGAAAAAGAAAAAGCAAUAAAAGGUUUAGAAGCUAAACUUGAUAAGGAAAGUGCAGAAAAGCAAAAAAUAAUCAAGAAUUUAGAAGCAAGAAUAAAUCAACUAGAAUCAAAAUUAGAUCAGGGGCAAGCAACAAUCAAACAUUUAGAGGAAAAACUGAAUAAAGAAAAUGCUGAUAAGCAAGCAAUAAUCGAGCAAUUGGAUAAGGAAAAAGUAGAUAAGGAAGCAAUAAUCGAAAAAUUGGAUAAGUGCAAAAAAAGAAUCAAGCAUUUAGAAGCGAAAUUUGAUAUGGAAAAUGCAGAUCAUCAAGCAAAUAUGAAGUCAUUAGUGGAAAAAGAUAAGAAAAAAGAUAUACAAAUUUCCCACUUAGAAGCAAAGCUGAAAAAAUCUAGUAAAAAAUCCAAAUCUCAAGAUGAAAAAAUCAUUGAUCAGCAAGCCCUAAUAGUUAAUCAGAAUGCCAAAAUCUCUGAGCUGCAAGCCCGAAUGACUAAGCAGGAUGAUACUAUAAAUGAAUUAGUUCAGGAAGUUCGAAGGACGAAUCAAAUAUGACUAAAAAGUGAAGAAGAGAAAAGUCAAGGUGCCUUUCUUGCUCUUGCACCUCUAACUUUGAGGGAAACGUUUAGAACUCUAAAGAAUUACUUAUUGAAAUUCUUUAAUAGAAAAUGCCAAACGACCAUAGAUGCACAAUUGUCUUUCAAUAGCUUAUAUGCUGUGAAACAGUUUUUAUUGCAGCAAGGAAACGAAAAUUCCUAUCAUCAAUGGAUGAAUGAAGUGUUAUCUCAAUUUGAUAUUGAUGAAGAGAAGUUCAAUAACUGCAAGGGGUUAAACAAGGUGAUGAAUAAAGAAGUUCAUUGGGAAGGUUUGCUAACAUACAGAGCCUUAUACGAAAUUGGAGAAACCAUAAAAAUCCCAGCCGCAAAGAAGCUUUAUGAAAUAUUAAAAGGUUUUAUUCUGUUUCAGAAAGGAAAAGAAGAAGGCACUAAUUAA